Messenger RNA from Mesocricetus auratus (golden hamster), 947 nucleotides. Its product is annotated as GTPase IMAP family member 5-like. NCBI's taxonomy places the organism in Eukaryota, Metazoa, Chordata, Mammalia, Rodentia, Cricetidae. Gene Ontology annotation, molecular function: GTP binding. The transcript is spliced from 2 exons. The record is from RefSeq and is a predicted model, not a curated record. Bases 1 to 903 code for a protein of 300 amino acids.
AUGCCGAGCACAUUCACACAGCGUGUCUGGAACACUGUGGGGAAUGGGGAAGCCUACCAGUUGAGGAUACUCAUUGUGGGCAAAUCUGACUGUGGGAAAAGCGACACAGGGAACAGCAUCCUCUGCCGACAAGCAUUAGAGUCCAGACUUGGAGCCCAGUCAGUGACCAGGAUCAGCCAGGCAGAGAUGGGCACAUGGAAGGGAAGGAGUUUCCUAGUGGUAGACAUGCCACCCAUCUUUGAGUCAAAGGCCCAGAACCAAGAAAAGGAAAUUGGAGACUGCUACCUGCUGUGUGUGCCAGGACCCCAUGUACUGUUACUGGUGACACAGCAGGGACGCUUCACAGCCCAGGACACCAUAGCUGUGAGGAGGUUGAAGGAGAUCUUUGGGGCUGGAGUCAUGAGACAGAUGAUCGUCCUCUUCACCCACAAGGAAGACUUGGCAAAUGAGACCUUGCAUGAGUUUGUGACCCACACUGACAACCACAACCUGAGCAGCCUGGUCCAGGAGUGUGCGAGGAGGUACUGGGCCUUUAAUAACAGGGCUUAUGGUGAAGAGCAGCAUGGACAGCUGGCAGAGCUCAUGGCCCUGGUGAGCAGGCUGGAGCAGGAGUGUAAUGGCUCUUUCCACAGCAAUGACCUCUUUCUUCAUGCCUCUGUGUUCCUUAGUAGUAACAGCAGUGAGCGCCAGGAAGCCUACAGGUGCUACCUGGCCAAGGUGAGGCAGGGGGUGGAGAGGCAAAAGCAGGAGCUGAAGGAACACGAGGGCAGCUGGGUGGAUAAGAUGCUUUGCAGAGUCCACACGUGCAUGGGCUCCCACAUCACAGCAGCCACCCUUAUUAUUGUGUGCGGUUUGAUAUUUAUCAUCAUUUUAAUUAACUUGUGUAUUGCCCAGGGGCACUGAGUCUUUUCAGGGGAUUACCACCAUCAGCACCCUCCCCCCAGUGU